UUUAUUUAUUUGCUCCAUUUGCGCUACUGCAGGACCUCCCCUCUCUUUCAGCUUCUCGGAGAAGCUGUGAGACACAUCAGGUGCCAGAUCCUUUCUCCAGGCUGUGAACCCUCUGUCUGAAGCUCAGCAGGUCUUCUGAAGGGCUUGGGCUGUAGAGCUGCUGCUGAGGCUGAGGCUGAAUGAAUGCGGAUGGGGAGGGAAUCACCCUUAUAAAAAAGGGAAGGAGGGACUGCUCCUCACCAGUCGGUCUGUCGCUCAUCCUACGGGCUGCUGCUGCUCCUGCUACUACAGGGCAAUGGACUUAACAGAAGAUAUGAAACAAGUGCUGUGAAGAUCGAGUGGAUAUCAUCUGAUGCGCACAGGAGGAGGAGAGGGAGGAGGAGGAGGAGGAGGCGGGAGAAAGAGAACGAGAGAGCAUUAGUUAGACAGAAAGCAGAAGGAGAGAGAAAGAAAGAGAGAGAGGGGUACAGAGAGAUGGAGCAUUAGCUAGGGAAUGAGAGAUAGCAGUGAGUGAGUGACUGUGUGAAGGAAAAAGAAAGAGAGAGAGCAAAAAAAAAGAAAGAGAGAGCAGUGAGUGAGAGAGUGAGUAAAGGGGAGAGUGAGUGAGUGAGUGACUGAGUAAAGGAGAGAGAGAGUAAGAGAUAGAAAGAGUGAGUGAGAGAGUAAAGGAGAGAGAGAGUGAGAGAGAGAGAGAGAGAGAGAGAGAGAGAGAGAGAGAGAUUGGAGCAGGUGAUAGAGAGAGCCACCCAGUAAACCUCCAAGGGGCUGAUCUCCAGUCUGAUUGCGCGCGUGCGGGACAGCACACACAUACACACCUCAGUCCCCCUCUCUCUCUCUCUUUCUCGCUUGGUUUGUGUGUGUGUGCGUGUGCGCAGACCACGCGCGUGAGGGUGUGAGUGUGUGCGUGUGCGCCGCCGUGUGCGCGCGUGUUGCGAUCAUGGUGCCAGCCGCGUCCGCGCGCCCCGGACUCCUCCACGCCAUGCUCGCGCUGUGUCUCCUGCUGCUGGCGGGCGCCGGGCAGCUGUGCCUCGCGCAGAACGACACGGAGCCCAUCGUGCUGGAGGGGAAGUGCCUCGUGGUGUGUGACUCGAACCCCUCCUCGGACGGGGGGGUCACCUCCUCGCUCGGGAUCUCCGUGCGCUCCGGAAGCGCCAAGGUGGCCUUCUCCGCCGUGCGCGGGACCAACCACGAGCCCUCCGAGAUGAGCAACACCUCCAUGACCAUCUACUUCGACCAGGUGCUGGUGAACAUUGGCAAUCAUUUCGAUCUGAAGGCGAGUGUGUUCACGGCGCCGAGGAGAGGCAUCUACAGCUUCAGCUUUCAUGUGGUGAAGGUGUACAACAGACAGACCAUACAGGUGAACCUGAUGCAGAACGAGUACCCGGUCAUAUCGGCCUUCGCGGGAGAUCAGGACGUCACGCGGGAGGCUGCGAGUAACGGAGUUUUGCUGAUGGUGGAGCGAGACGACCGGGUGUAUUUGAAACUGGAGAGAGGAAACCUCAUGGGUGGAUGGAAAUAUUCAACGUUUUCUGGAUUUUUAGUGUUCCCUCUAUAACUGGGUUCUAAAGAAGAUAAAAAAUCCCAAACCUGGCAGCGAGAAAAUCCAACACACAUUACUGACAAAAAGAGAAAAACAAAAGAGCAAAGAAAAACACGGACUUAUGAACAUGUGGAGUUUUAUUAUCUAUAUUAUUCCUGCAUCCAGAGGCCAGCGCGCGCUCCAGGAUGACCCAGCUAAGACGCUGGCGCGUGCGGGCUGCUGGAUUUUAAUCGUUGGGAGGGGUGGGGGACCACGCAGCUGACUCUGAUCUGAUCUGGACAGCUUUACUCUCUCUUACUGUUCCGUUCAGGACUCGAACCCUGAACUGCGCGCGCGCGCGCGCGUGUGUGUGUAAUCAAUGCUUCACGUCGUGUGUGUGUGUGCGCGUGUGUACAGCCUUAAGUGGAGCUGAGGACGAUCCAGAGACAAGAGGAAGUGCUUUUACAGCCUGAAGCAUUUUUUUUGCACGAACGGAAGAUCAAGUUUUGUGGUGUUUUUUCAUGGUGUUUCGUCUGGAUGCUGAACAUACUCGGACACAAUGCCAAACCGUGGGCCACCUACUAUACAGUGAUUAUUAAAGAUAGGAAAACAUAUAUAUAAAUAAACAUACAUACUUACUUAUUCAUAUAUAUAUAUAUAAUCUACCAAUGGAGGUAUCUUUAAAAAAAAAAAAACUUUUACUAACCGUCUAUCUAAUCUCUAAAAAAAUCAUAAUCACAUGGUGUGUGCUGCUACAUUCCGGAUUUGCGUAACUUUGACUGAUUUAGUGUUCAGUGACAUUGAUCACAAAUGUGCAUUGUGGGGAAAAAAAGAAGAAAAGAAAAAAAAAAAGAAGAAAAAUCCCUAUAUGAUGUCCCGCCUAAUAAAAUAUUGUAUUGUA
Astyanax mexicanus (Mexican tetra) is the source of this 2420-nucleotide messenger RNA. It is a transcript of the gene cbln2b, whose product is annotated as cerebellin 2b precursor. Lineage: Eukaryota; Metazoa; Chordata; Actinopteri; Characiformes; Acestrorhamphidae. Bases 938 to 1555 code for a protein of 205 amino acids. Gene Ontology annotation, molecular function: protein binding. The transcript has 4 exons. The record is from RefSeq and is a predicted model, not a curated record.